GAGUGCCGCCAAUGUGAUGAAUUUUCCGGUGUUGGGGUGGUGAGCGUUGAUGGAUAUGUCGAUGGCAGUACUUGGGCUGAUGGGCGGACGGGCUCCCGCGCGAUGAUGAGGAAAGGAGGAUGGGCCCGCGGGCGGCGGUUGGUCACGUGCCGGGACUGAUAAGCUCCAACCCCCUGUCUAGCGGGGACUAGCGUCCUGCAGUCUCUCAAAAUUUCGUGUUGCUGCUGAACGCGUCCAGCAACGUCAAGUCUACCCAAACAACUCCAAAAUGGCCAAAAGAAAGAGAGAGAUCGCUGAUAGGACGAAGCCGGUGAAGGCAGUGAAGAGUGAGAAGGAAGCGACUGCCUCGACCCCGAAGAGCAAAGUACAGAUCGAAUCUCCAGCACGCAACAGCAAGGAAGCUGCAGUAAACGACAAGGCAGGCGCAAACCACAAGGCAACAGCAACUGCACCGGCGAAUGCACCAGCAAAGGAAGUGGCCGACAUCACCACUGUCCAGAUCAUCACCGGCUCAUAUGAAAGAGUCUUGCACGGUUUCUCCGCAGCCAUACCCCAGGCCCUGAUCACGGGACAAGAUGACGGCGCAGAGCAAGACCUCCCAAAGAUCGGAUUCUCGGACACUUUCCUCUUCAACGCACACACAUCCGCCAUCCGCUGCUUGGCCCUGACACCUCCCACGGAUGAAUCUUCCAAAGUAAUCCUGGCCACCGGCAGCACCGACGAGCGCAUUAACCUGUACACGCUCUCCACUGCACCCCCAGCACUCUCAAAAUCAAAACCACAACUUCCAUCACUCAACGGCACUUCCAUCUCCGAGAACUCCAAGAACAAGGAGCUCGGCGCCCUGCUGCACCACUCUUCCAGCAUCACCGGCCUGUACUUCCCGUCCCGCAGCAAACUCCUAAGUUCCUCCGAGGACAGCACCAUCACCAUCACGCGGACGCGUGACUGGGCACCCCUCUCUACCAUCAAGGCGCCCAUCCCGAAAGCUCAAGGCCGUCCCUCAGGCGACACCGCGGCGCCGGGCGAGGUCCCCGCCGGCGUCAACGACUUCGCCGUGCACCCCAGCAACAAGCUGAUGGUGAGCGUGGGCAAGGGGGAGAAGUGUAUGCGCCUCUGGAACCUGAUCACGGGGCACAAGGCUGGCGUGCUGCAGUUUAGCAGGGAGAUCCUCGCGUCCGUGGGCGAAGGGAGGUUUGGCAGCGGAGAGGGACGGAAGGUCGUAUGGGAUGGCGAGGGCGAGGAACUGGCUGUCGCAUUUGAGCGCGGCGUCGUUGUCUUCAGCCUCGAUAUGAAGCCAAAGGCUAAGAUCCUGCCGGCGCCGCGCACGAAGAUACAUCAGAUGCGGUACUUGCCGUCUGACUCGCACCCGGGCAUCCUCUUGGUUUCCACGGAAGACGGCAGGAUUAUGUUCUACGACACGAAUUCUACGAGUGAACCUGCAGAGAGCGAGGAGAGGGAAGACGAUAUCCCGCAGAGCAACCUCGUUGCUGCGAUCGGUGGUCCUGCAGCAGGUUUCUCGGGCCGAGUAAAGGACUUCGACCUCCUCCGUAUAUCAGAUACUUCCUUCCUGAUUAUCUCCGGAAGCAGCGACGGCACGGUCAGACUGUGGAGUCUCCGCACAGACGAACUCAAGGCGCCUGCGUCGUCUGAGCAAGGAGCGGGCUUCACCGCAGGGCAGGUCGGACGGUUGAUAGGGACGUACACGACGGGCACGCGGAUAACGUGCUUGAAGUCGUUCGUCAUGACGGGGACGCCGGAUGUGGAGGAAGAAGAGGAGGAAGAGAUACCUGCCGCUGAAAACGAGUCGAGCAGUGAAGACAGCGAGUAGUUCUAUACGUAAUAUACCACGAAUGCCCAUGCUCGGAACUCUGUAGUAUAGUUUACAUAUCACCACUAUGCUCAGGCGU
This is a messenger RNA of Paraphaeosphaeria sporulosa, 1910 nucleotides long. Its product is annotated as WD40 repeat-like protein. The transcript has a single exon. Gene Ontology annotation, molecular function: protein binding. The record is from RefSeq and is a predicted model, not a curated record. Lineage: Eukaryota; Fungi; Ascomycota; Dothideomycetes; Pleosporales; Didymosphaeriaceae. The coding region runs from base 269 to 1831 and encodes 520 amino acids.